Rhea pennata is the source of this 10037-nucleotide messenger RNA. RefSeq names its product dedicator of cytokinesis 7 (gene DOCK7). NCBI's taxonomy places the organism in Eukaryota, Metazoa, Chordata, Aves, Rheiformes, Rheidae. Gene Ontology annotation, molecular function: guanyl-nucleotide exchange factor activity. The transcript is spliced from 44 exons. The record is from RefSeq and is a predicted model, not a curated record. The coding region runs from base 40 to 5547 and encodes 1835 amino acids. Gene Ontology annotation, biological process: positive regulation of GTPase activity; axonogenesis; small GTPase-mediated signal transduction.
CGCCGCGGAGCAGCCGCGCGGAGCCCCGGCAGCGCGGCCAUGGCCGAGCGCCGCGCCUUCGCCCAGAAGAUCAGCAGAACUGUAGCUGCGGAAGUCAGGAAGCAGAUCUCAGGGCAAUAUGGAGGAUCUCCCCAGCUUCUCAAAAACCUCAACAUUGGAGGCAGCGUCUCUCAUCACACAACCGUACCACUUACAGAAGCAGUGGAACCAGUUGAUUUGGAAGACUACCUUACUACCCACCCGAUUGCGGUGGAAUCUGGCCCCUUGAGAGACUUGCUUGAAUUUCCUCCAGAUGACAUUGAGGUCGUGUACACCCCUCGAGAAUGUCGAACUCUUGUGUCGGCUGUACCUGAAGAGAGUGAGAUGGACCCUCAUGUGAGAGAUUGUGUAAGAAGUUACACAGAAGACUGGGCGAUUGUGAACAGAAAAUAUCACAAACUGGGAACAGGAUUUAAUCCCAACACCUUAGACAAACAGAAGGAGAGGCAAAAGGGGCUCCCCAAGCAGAUUUUUGAGUCUGAUGAAGCUCCAGAUGGCAACAGUUACCAGGAUGAACAAGAUGACCUUAAACGGCGUUCAAUGUCAAUUGACGAUACUCCCCGGGGCAGCUGGGCUUGCAGUAUUUUUGAUCUGAAGAACUCCCUUCCAGAUGCCCUUCUUCCAAACCUACUAGACCGAACCCCGAAUGAAGAGAUUGACCACCACAAUGAAGAUCAGAGAAAGUCCAGUAGGCAUAAGGAGCUUUUUGCACUACACCCAGCACCAGAUGAGGAGGAGCCUAUAGAACGACUUAGUGUCCCUGAAGUACCCAAAGAACAUUUCGGCCAGAGACUCCUGGUGAAAUGUUUGUCUCUUAAAUUUGAAAUAGAAAUUGAGCCCAUUUUCGCAAGUUUGGCUUUGUAUGAUGUUAAAGAAAAGAAAAAGAUUUCAGAAAAUUUCUACUUUGAUUUAAACUCUGAACAAAUGAAAGGAAUGCUUCGUCCACAUGUACCUCCUGCUGCUAUAUCCACACUGGCCAGAUCCGCCAUCUUUUCCAUCACUUAUCCCUCUCAAGAUGUCUUUCUGGUAAUAAAGCUGGAAAAAGUAUUACAGCAGGGAGAUAUUGGGGAGUGUGCAGAGCCUUAUAUGAUUUUUAAAGAAUCUGAUGCAGCAAAGAAUAAGGAAAAGUUGGAAAAGCUGAAAUGCCAGGCAGAACAGUUUUGCCAAAGACUAGGCAAGUAUCGAAUGCCUUUUGCCUGGACAGCCAUUCAUUUAAUGAACAUUGUGAGCAGCGCUGGAAGUCUGGAAAGAGAUUCCACAGAAGUAGAAGUUGGCACAGGAGAACGUAAAGGAUCUUGGUCGGAGAGACGGAAUUCCAGUAUUGUUGGGAGGCGUUCAUUAGAAAGAACCACUAGUGGGGACGAAGCGUGCAAUCUGACUAGUUUUAGACCGGCUACUUUGACAGUGACAAACUUCUUUAAACAGGAGGGUGAUCGCCUGAGUGAUGAAGAUUUGUACAAGUUUCUUGCAGAUAUGAGAAGACCAUCAUCAGUGUUACGGAGAUUGAGGCCUAUUACAGCUCAACUAAAGAUAGAUAUAUCUCCAGCUCCAGAGAAUCCCCAUUACUGCCUAACUCCAGAGUUGCUGCAAGUCAAACUUUACCCAGACAGCAGAGUUAGACCUACAAGAGAAAUCCUGGAGUUUCCUGCCAGAGAUGUCUACGUUCCCAAUACCACGUACAGGAAUCUUCUUUAUGUCUAUCCUCAGAGCCUUAACUUUGCCAACCGCCAAGGAUCUGCCAGAAAUAUCACUGUAAAAGUCCAGUUCAUGUAUGGAGAGGAUCCAAGUAAUGCUAUGCCGGUCAUCUUUGGUAAAUCUAGCUGUCCUGAAUUUUCCAAAGAAGCAUACACAGCUGUAGUGUAUCACAACAGAUCGCCUGAUUUUCAUGAAGAAAUCAAGAUUAAGCUUCCAGCCACUUUAACAGAUCACCACCACCUGCUUUUUACUUUCUACCAUGUCAGUUGCCAACAAAAACAAAACACUCCCCUGGAGACUCCAGUUGGAUACACUUGGAUACCGAUGCUUCAAAAUGGACGGUUGAAGACUGGUCAGUUCUGCCUACCUGUUUCAUUGGAAAAACCACCACAGGCUUAUUCAGUUCUUUCUCCAGAGGUGCCGCUUCCUGGAAUGAAGUGGGUAGAUAAUCACAAAGGUGUUUUCAAUGUAGAAGUUGUUGCUGUAUCAUCCCUCCAUACUCAGGACCCUUAUCUUGACAAGUUCUUUGCACUUGUCCAUGCUCUGGAUGAGCACAUGUUCCCUGUGCGAAUAGGAGACAUGAGAAUUAUGGAAAACAACUUGGAAAAUGAACUGAAGAGCAGCAUUUCAGCUUUAAAUUCCUCUCAACUGGAGCCGGUAGUGCGAUUUCUUCAUCUCCUGCUUGACAAACUGAUUCUUCUGGUAGUAAGACCUCCUGUCAUUGCAGGCCAAAUAGUUAACCUGGGCCAAGCAUCUUUUGAAGCAAUGGCAUCAAUUAUAAACAGACUUCACAAAAACUUGGAUGGAAACCAGGACCAGCACGGCAGAAACAGCCUUCUUGCUUCCUAUAUUUAUUAUGUUUUUCGCCUACCAAAUACCUAUCCCAAUUCACCAUCACCAGGUCCUGGUGGCUUAGGGGGAUCAGUGCAUUAUGCCACCAUGGCUCGAUCUGCUGUCCGACCAGCAAGCCUUAACUUGAACCGCUCACGGAGUCUCAGCAACAGCAACCCAGAUAUAUCUGGGACCCCCACCUCACCAGAUGAUGAAGUUCGCUCCAUCAUUGGCAGUAAGGCUACGGAUCGAAGUUGUAAUCGUAUGUCUUCGCACACUGAGACGUCAAGUUUCUUACAAACAUUAACAGGACGAUUACCAACUAAAAAGCUUUUUCAUGAAGAGCUGGCCUUGCAGUGGGUCGUGUGCAGUGGGAGUGUGCGGGAGGCAGCCCUGCAGCAGGCCUGGUUCUUCUUUGAACUGAUGGUGAAGAGCAUGGUACAUCAUUUGUAUUUUGCUGACAAACUGGAUGCUCCAAGAAAGAAUCGCUUUCCUGAGCGUUUCAUGGAUGAUGUAACUGCUUUGGUCAGCACAAUUGCCGGUGAUAUAGUCUCUCGGUUUCAGAAGGAUACAGAAAUGGUCGAAAGGCUCAACACGAGUCUUGCAUUUUUCCUCAAUGAUCUGUUGUCUAUCAUGGACAGAGGGUUUGUCUUUGUCCUUAUCAAGACCUGCUACAAACAGGUGUCUUCAAAGCUCUAUUCCUUAACAAAUCCAAGUAACCUAGCAUCUUUGAGACUGGACUUUCUUCGCAUCAUCUGCAGCCAUGAGCACUAUGUCACUUUGAAUUUGCCCUGCAGCUUGCUCACACCACCUGCAUCUCCAUCACCAUCUGUGUCUUCAGCAACUUCUCAGAGUUCUGGGUUCUCCACAAAUGUCCAAGACCAGAAGAUUGCAAAUAUGUUUGAAUUGUCUGUGCCUUUCCGCCAACAGCAUUAUUUGGCUGGGCUUGUGUUAACAGAACUGGCUGUCAUUUUAGAUCCUGACGCAGAAGGUUUAUUUGGAUUGCAUAAGAAGGUCAUCAAUAUGGUACACAAUUUACUGUCCAGUCACGACUCGGAUCCGCGGUACUCUGACCCACAGGUAAAGGCCCGGGUGGCUAUGCUGUAUCUACCUCUGAUUGGCGUGAUCAUGGAAACCGUGCCUCAGCUUUAUGAUUUUACAGAGAGUCACAAUCAACGAGGGAGGCCAAGCUGUGUUGCUGCUGAUGAUUAUGAAAGCGAGGGUGGAAGCAUGAUAAGCCAGACAGUUGCCAUGGCCAUUGCAGGAACGUCGGUUCCUCAGCUCACCCGGCCCAGCAGUUUUCUACUCACCUCAUCGAGCGGAAGGCAACACUCCACCUUCUCAACAGAGUCCAGCCGUAGCCUCUUGAUCUGUCUCUUGUGGGUGCUCAAAAAUGCAGAUGAAAGUGUGCUGCAGAAAUGGUUCACAGACCUGUCAGUGCUGCAGCUCAAUCGCCUACUGGAUUUGCUUUAUCUCUGCGUAUCCUGCUUUGAGUACAAGGGCAAGAAAGUAUUUGAAAGAAUGAACAGUCUGACAUUCAAGAAGUCAAAGGACAUGAGAGCUAAACUUGAAGAAGCUAUUCUGGGAAGCAUAGGAGCAAGGCAGGAAAUGGUCCGAAGAAGCAGAGGACAGCUAGAGAGAAGUCCUUCCGGGAGUGCAUUUGGAAGUCAAGAGAAUUUGAGAUGGAGAAAGGAUAUGACUCACUGGCGUCAAAACACAGAAAAGCUUGACAAAAGCCACAAACCAGCCAGAUCAAGGGCAGAGAUAGAACAUGAGGCACUUAUUGAUGGAAAUCUUGCAACAGAAGCAAAUCUGAUUAUUUUGGAUACCUUAGAGAUAGUUGUCCAGACUGUUUCUGUGACGGAGUCCAAAGAAAGUAUCCUCGGCGGGGUGCUGAAGGUGCUUCUGCACAGCAUGGCCUGUAACCAAAGUGCACUUUAUCUCCAACACUGCUUCGCCACACAGAGGGCUUUGGUUUCAAAGUUCCCUGAGCUGCUAUUUGAAGAAGAGACUGAGCAGUGUGCGGAUCUGUGCCUGAGGCUCCUGAGACACUGUAGCAGCAGUAUCAGUACGAUACGGUCACAUGCGAGUGCCUCUCUUUACCUUCUGAUGAGGCAAAACUUUGAGAUUGGGAAUAACUUUGCCAGAGUGAAAAUGCAAGUGACCAUGUCUCUCUCGUCCCUGGUGGGGACAUCGCAGAAUUUCAAUGAGGAGUUUUUGCGGCGUUCCCUGAAGACUAUUUUGACAUACGCUGAAGAAGAUCUGGAACUUAGGGAAACGACAUUCCCUGAUCAGGUCCAAGAUCUUGUGUUCAACCUCCAUAUGAUCCUCUCUGACACAGUUAAAAUGAAGGAGCACCAGGAAGAUCCAGAAAUGCUGAUUGACCUGAUGUACAGGAUUGCAAAGGGCUAUCAGAAUUCCCCUGAUCUGCGCCUGACCUGGUUACAGAACAUGGCUGGGAAGCACUCAGAGAGGAGCAAUCAUGCUGAAUCGGCCCAGUGUUUGGUCCAUUCGGCAGCCUUGGUGGCUGAAUAUCUAAGCAUGCUUGAAGACCGGAAAUAUCUUCCUGUAGGGUGUGUUACAUUUCAGAACAUAUCUUCUAAUGUUUUGGAAGAGUCAGCAGUUUCUGAUGAUGUUGUGUCACCAGAUGAAGAAGGUAUCUGUUCUGGGAAGUAUUUUACAGAAGCCGGUCUGGUGGGAUUGCUGGAACAGGCUGCAGCAUCUUUCUCAAUGGCUGGCAUGUACGAAGCGGUUAAUGAGGUUUACAAAGUCCUUAUUCCUAUUCACGAAGCUAAUAGAGAUGCUAAGAAGCUGUCUACUAUUCAUGGUAAACUCCAGGAAGCAUUCAGCAAGAUUGUUCAUCAGAGUACUGGCUGGGAGAGCUAUGCCAACAGCAGGGUUUACGCAUUGUGUCACAGGGAAAGCAGUAUUGCCAACUAUAAGCACUCAAGUAUCCGGAGUCCAGAGCCAAUGCAUUCAUGAGAUCUGCUUAAACAUACCAAGUUGUGGGGUUUUCUGCUUGUCCAUUUGUUUGCUAAAUAAACAUUGCAUUCUUUUCAUUUACUUUCCAGUUAGGAAAGUUUCUUGGAAAAAUCUUUUCAUGUGUGUGAAUUUAAAAAUGCUCUUUUGGUUUGCAAGGUGAGGUUGAUAUCUGACAACAGGAUUCCAGGAACUGGUACUUUAUUAAAAAAAAAAAAAAAAAAGAAAAGCAGUAGUGGAAGACUUGUAAUAGUUGGCAACACUGCAAAAUGACCUUGAAUUAAAAUAGAGCAAGAAAACACAAUGCUUGGUUUAUUAAAGGUGGUUGGCUUUUGCAUUCUGCACAGUGUAUAUGAAGUGUGUAUGCAUAUUUUUAUUCAUACAUGCUUUGGGCUGAUCCUGCCUUCAGGCAGCUACGCUACUGCAUUGGUCUUGGUGGAGAAAACAGUUGAUCACUUGUGUCUAAUUUUCAAAUCUUGUUGGCAAAGCUUUUUGUGUGUGUGUAAGUGAUAACUCUAAAACUUUAUUCCCAGCAAUUUUGAAAGGUAUUUACCAUGCAUAAUAACAAAUCAUGAACCUUCAUAAAUCAUGGUGGCUGUUAUCUGCUCUGCCAGUUCUGUGAUGGCUAUUCAGUGUUCACCUUCAUUCUCUUCUCCUCCCAAAGACCUAUUAUUUUUCAUAAAAUAAUAGGAUAUAAAAUGCUUUUUAAUAAUUUCUCCCUCAUAUCUGCGUUUUUAGCUCUUUUCAGAAACAAGACCAUGGAGUAUUUUAAAGUUACUUGUUUUGUUUUCAGUACUGUGAUUACGCGAGACUUGGGUAUUGGCUAAAUUUCAAAGAAGAAAUUCUAAUAAAGAUUACAGAGCCAUCCCAUAUUCUUAACUUCAGGCAAGAAGCUGAGCUUGCCUAAUUUCAGGGGGCUCACAGCUACUGAAUGCAUAUGUGGAGCAAAGAAUAGCCAUUAGGUGUUGGAGGAAUGGGUUUCCAGCUCCUUGUUUCCAGGUUUCCUGCAGACCCCAGAUACGGCUGCAGACCAGGAAAUUGCUUUUGUAAAGGGAUAUACUGGUCAGAGGCAGCCUGGCCAAGCUGCUCUUCCUGCCAGCCCUGGGCAGGAAGAGCAGUGGGAAAGCUGGCAGGCAAGAACAGUAGAAAUAGUCAUUGGUCUUGGACCAGAGGUGCCCAGAACUGGCAUCGUAUCUCCUCACACAUGACAUCUACACUGCAUAUAUUGCUCCACUUCCACCCAUAGUCGCUUUCUUCUUCUUGAAAACCACUCCUAUUAAAUCCCAACCUGCUCCCUCAAGCCUCAUACUGGCCCCUCACCUUCCUCAAGUAUGGCUUGACCAGCCUCUUCCACCAGCCAUUCCUAGAGUAUCCUGGACUCCAAAGUCGUAGAUACUCAGUCCUUACGUUCAGUGUUGUCACCCUGAGACCUCUCAGCUUCUCCACACACUUGGGAACCACAGCAGCUGGGUUUGUGCUGCUCAUGUCCUGCCUGGCUUUGGGGCGAGAGCAUUGACUUGGAACCAAAGGUGUUACAUGACUGUUCGCUUUGCCAAGCCCAUUACUGAAUUUGUGAACUGGCCAUGGUGGCCUUGUUCCCAGCAAGGGUAACAGCCUAGCACGCAAAGGUACCAAGCUCCCGUAGCUGUUUUGCAAGCUCUCCAUUCAAAUUCGAAUUGAACAUAUUUUCUUUGCAGCCACUUGUCAGAGGGAAGGAUUUUGUGUCCCUUAAGGACAUGACCCCAUUGAGCUGAUACAGCUUGCACAGUUUAUAGUAUGUGAAGUAGCUAAAUCUACAGUUGGUUGAGACUGAAAGGGCAGAGUGUUUAGAGAGGAGUUACGUGUUUUUUAUCAGGAUAGUAUGGCUCAGGGAGUGGACGGAGAAAGUUUGGUGGUUUGGCUUGCUGGGGAGUAGUCACAGCCCAGCUCACAUACAUCUCAUCACUGAUGGAUCCAGUACUUUGUGAGGGAGAUGUGUCUGUCGCAUUAGGAACUGAUCAGUACUCCUCACUGCAACCAUAUCUCCCUGGGAUCAUUAUGAUAAUUGAGUUUCAGCAGCUGGAUUUAUCAGGAAAAGCCAAUGUGACUGGACUUUGUGAUGUUGAAACAAGUACAUAUACUGAGAGCUACGUUUGUAUUGGGGCGCUAAAUUUCGCCAGUCUCCCCUGGUGCCACCACUCCUGGGACUUCCCAGUGCACUACUGCUCAUACUUUAUGCAUUUGGUAAAUACCACCGGAACUCUAUUAAUUGAUGCUGAUGAACAGACAUUUUCUUCUCCCUUCAUUGGUAUUUUUACAGCAAAAUAAAUUUACACUGCCUUUAACAAAUAGCUGCCUCUGCAAAUGACCACACAGCAGAUGUUCACCUUUUAGGGACUAGGUCCUGUGAACACUUCAUACACUGAAAAUUUCUGGACAUGUCUCUUCCCUUGUGGCUGAUGGGAGUUGACAUGCUGUGGAACAGCCACAGUUGCUCUAUACGUACCCUCAACAAACAAAGGCUGGGAAGACCCACAGGUAGUUUCCCCCUGACAAUUUAUCCAAAUGGGAGAGCUUUAUCCUUGCAGCUAAAAUGCGUGUCAAGGACUUGAGCAGAUUUUUCUCACUGAUUUUAAAAAUCCCAACUGCUGAUGAAGUGCUUUUUUUCUAACGCUGGUGGAACCAUACCCCGUUGUAUUGCAUACUAGCGUUGUUCUGGAAGGGCUGAGCUCUGGAGGAAUAAGGACACGUCAGACAGAUGGGACCUGUGGUGCUUGGUUGGGUAUACUGCUUGGGAGUUGCUCACAAGAGCUGUAUUUGGCAUUAACAUUCACAAAUGGUUUUUUAUCCUUCAUCUUGCCACCUGGGCAAUGGGAUGAAGGGGAUGAAUCCUUCUCAGUUGCCAGGUAGAAGAGGGAGAUGACCAAGUUCUGCUGAGGAAAGGACCCUGUCUUUUCCAGGAGAGUGUACAAAGCCUGUCAUGUGGAAGCCUGGCCUAGAAGGGGGCAGUAUGGCUGAGUAGUAGGAGAAAAACACGUGAAUUAAGAGAGCAGCUGUGUGUUGUCCAUCACUGAGACCUGCCUUGUGCCCAUCAGUCAGAGGCAGAAUCCUAUUGACAUCCCUGUGGAGUAAGCCCCGACCCAACACAAGGCUGGGGCAGAUGUUUCACUCCCCUUGGGUAAAACAUAGUGCUACCUUGGAAAGUGUCUUUGAGAAAUGUCAAGAAAGGAGCACUGGGCUCCUCUGCCACUCACACUGAGAUUAAAUUGAAUAAAAAUUGCACAGCUGGAAAUGCUGUGGGGAUUGAGCGAAUUUGCAGUGGGUAAUAAUUGUGAAAAAAGUGGCUUUUAAAGGAUAUGGAUAAGUAAAAUAAGGGUUCAGUAGGCUGGUCGUUUCUCUAUGAGUGUGUAAGGAAGGGAAAUAGCUCCCAAACAUUGCCAGGUAAUACUGCUAAUAAAACAGUGAUAGCUUCCCAGCUGGGAUUUGCAUCCCCAGGAGUUGGGGUGCAUCAGGGAAAGGCUGGGGCAUGACAAAAAUCCAGUUGUUUAUGCUGGCAGGUGGAGUUGGUUCAAAUCACUUCUCUGGAGGCGGGAUUGCUCGGAGCGAUGGGCUAGAGUCCAGGGCAUCACCCGCACAAGGCAACGUACACGAGCAAAGCUCUGGGUGACACCACAUCUUCAAUUUGGGCACGUGAUUAUGCUCUUGCCAGCAUGGAGCCUAUGAAUUCGUGUCUGUCAGGGUCCUGUAGCAAAGCCGAGAUGUGGCCCGCGUGUAUUAGGCAGAGCGGAGCUGUGCCAGCACUCAGGAGCUCAGCUCCUGUGUGACACUGUGAGUUUCCUUCAGGCAAGGAGAAGCAGUGGGUUGCUGUGGCAAUGCUUUCUGCAGGCUCUGGAGUUUACCUGUGUUUUUUUUUUAUCCAAAGGAAAAUGAAAUAAUGUUCCUCUAAAGCCAUAGCAUGUUUGAAUUACCAAAAAAACUAAAUUGAGGAGGAAAUGCAUAAAACUAAUAUGUAAGUGUGAUGAGAACAUUUUUCCUCAGCUCUUUGAACAUGUCCCUCCAACUGGUGGUUUUUCACUGAUGUGAUUCUUUUUAUUUUAAUUUGGUUCAUUCAUCCUCUCUGCUUUCCAUAGAUCAUGUUCACCAUGACCACAAAAGGUUAGUUUUGUCAUAGCAAACUACCGAAAAAAAAAAUCAUACAUGGCAGCCAGGAUACCUCUAGGUGCUAUUUGAAACCAGACACUAACUCAAAUCAGAAACUUUGCAUGUUAUAUACUACAUCACACUUUCCCAUGAGAGUAAAGGUGAACAUUUUAAGAGUUUCUUGCUAAAAGAUAUUUCUGGUUUGUGCAUGCAACGUGAGUUGUUUUAGCCUUUAACAAAAUUGAAGGUGUGAUUUAUUUUUAAAGCAUUUUUUCUAUCUCUUUUAAUCAGAUUUUCUUUUUCACUUUUCCAGCAAAAAUCUUUCUAUUCUUUUGUUGCAUUUCUGGGCCAAAUUCACCACUGGUUCAAAGGGA